AUGGCUCAAAACACAAUACAAAACCAGCUAUUAUAUAAAUCUUCAUCAUCAAAUCCAGAUAAAAAUGUCGAACAGAAUCGUUCCAGUCACCAAAGCGUAUACAAUUCGACAUCAAGUUUAAAGAGAGAACUAAACGGUCGCAAUGAAUUAAAUACUAAAAAUCACAAAAAGAUAAUAUCUGCUGAAAUGUUACUACAAUAUUCAAAAGAAAUAACGAAUAAAAAAGAAUUCAUGAAUAAUAAAAAAAUUAGAAAAUUUACACAGCAGGAUUUAGAAAUAUUAAAAAUAUUUACAUCACCAGAAUGGUCGAAAAAAUCAUUUUAUACAUUUACUAAAUCCAUAGUAAAUUCAAUGGUUAACGAUGAUAAUAUUCCGUUAAACACGGAAUCAGAAAAUAUAUUAGAUAAAACUUAUAAAAACGAAGCAGAAGUAAUAGAAUAUCUAGAUAAUAUACAAGAAAUUACCGAUCAAGAUACUGAAGAAACCGAUUAUGUCGAAGAAAAACGAUACCUUCCUAAUGAAUCGUUUAAUAGUGUCCAGAUAUUCGAAGAAGAAGAAAAAGAAUUAGAAAACCAUCAGGAAAAUAUAACUGAAAGUAUGGUAGAGAAUCAAAUUGGUAGAGAAUCGUUCGAGGUGUCCAGUUUUAAUAGUAAAACUCAACACGAACUUAACAUGUCUUUUGAAACAAAUAACGAUAUAGCUAACGAUUUUGGAUCUCGACUAUCACGUACAAUCUCUAAUGUUGAUGAAUUGAACAAAUCAUUAAAAGUUGAUAUCGACAAUUUUACUUAUAAUAAAGAAAAUGUAAAUGAAAACCAAAGUGGCAAUGAGCAUGAAUUCGAAUGCUGUUCUUAUAAAGAAUAUUUUGAAGAACAAGAAGUUUCACUAAAUAUUAAUUCCGUGGUGUCCACUUCCAACUUGUCAGCCAAAGAAGUAUGGAACGAUGUUGCUUUUAUGCAGAAUUUUAAUUUUGAUGACUUUAGUGAUAGCUAUGGUUCUGAAAUAGUUGAUUCGUCGCCCACGGGGUCAUUAAACACUGAUGCCAUGACUCGAAUAAUUCGUCAAAACAAAUCACGUAACUACAUGACUGAAAAGCAAAUGAGUAAUGAGUCAGCAUAUAAAGAAGCCAUGGAACUGAUAUUAGAAGAAACUAAAGUAUCACUGGGACAACUUUUAAUUGAGGGUUUGUACUUCGUGUCAAAAAGACAUCGUCAAGAUUCAUUUAAAUGUUUAGGCAAAUGGUUGUUGAUUCAAGCUGAUAUUAGAGAUGAGAAUAAAACUGAAGAAGAGUCUGUGUUGAGUUUCGAAAAAUGA
This is a messenger RNA of Melanaphis sacchari, 1314 nucleotides long. RefSeq lists its product as uncharacterized. The transcript has 4 exons. Bases 1 to 1314 code for a protein of 437 amino acids. NCBI's taxonomy places the organism in Eukaryota, Metazoa, Arthropoda, Insecta, Hemiptera, Aphididae. The record is from RefSeq and is a predicted model, not a curated record.